Molecule: messenger RNA, 711 nt
Organism: Portunus trituberculatus (swimming crab)
Lineage: Eukaryota; Metazoa; Arthropoda; Malacostraca; Decapoda; Portunidae
Exons: 3
Coding region: 63-419 (118 amino acids)
Source: RefSeq, a predicted model, not a curated record
UCUGCUUGGCCAUAUCACAACCUGCUCUCAAGCCAAUCCACCACAGAACCACACCAAGAAAGAUGGCCAGCUCCGCUCUCGCCCCUAUCGUACAAACCCUCCAGGAAAGCCUCCGCUCCAGUGAUGUCAGGAGCUGGAUCUCCGGCCUCGACCUCAAGACGGGUGGCCUCGUCAUCCUGGUAGUUGUGGCGGUGCUGUUCUUACUCGACUUCUUCACUAAGUCCUAUGCGCCUUACGGCAGGAGUUGGGUGGCCACUGCUGCCAACGCCUGGCUUGAAAAGGACCCACUGCAGCCCAUUGACAGCUACCGUGGAAGCCGAUCCUUGGAGCCCCUGACGGAGGUCCUAGAUGCCCUGGCCGCUGCUGCUAUAAAAUGGGGAGACGCCGAGACCCCAGUAGUCAAAAGCCGCGCCCUUUAAAGCACAGCUAACGGGACCCGGCGGUAGGCAGUGGCGGCGGUCUGGCUCUCGCAGGGACGGUGCGUUUAUGAGCUGCUGCUGGCGGCAGUGACUGAAAGCGGAGCGGACCUGCAGGAGUAACAAGAAGGAAGAAGUUUCUUAUUCUCUAUAGUGAACAAUGUCGCCAUAUGGAUGAGUCUGUUCGGACUAUAAAGUAUUUCUUUCGUCAUGAAACUAUCACAGGCUCGACUCUGAAGCAUUAAAUCUAUUUAUUUAAGAAUUAUGUUCGCACUAAAUAAAAUGUUUUGUUGCC